This is a messenger RNA of Oreochromis aureus, 2198 nucleotides long. RefSeq lists its product as uncharacterized. Lineage: Eukaryota; Metazoa; Chordata; Actinopteri; Cichliformes; Cichlidae. Gene Ontology annotation, biological process: DNA integration. The transcript is spliced from 2 exons. The record is from RefSeq and is a predicted model, not a curated record. Bases 395 to 1750 code for a protein of 451 amino acids. Gene Ontology annotation, molecular function: nucleic acid binding.
ACAACCUGCUGUUAGUCUGGUAUUUUGUCCUAAUCCGCUUGCCGUACCUCUGUGUAGGUCUGUGUGUGUUUGGAGUGGUAUACGCCCCAUUCCGUUAUUUGAGUCCAAGCAUGUAAGUUGUCUGCUGCUCUGCUGGUUAAUAAAACCACGUUAACUGAAUAUACUGCUUCAUCAUUAUCAUACUGGUGAACAUACAACAUGGUGUCAGAAGCGACAGAACACGUUCUUCGUAGUUGACGGUAUUUUUUUCUCCCGUCUCAAGUCUAUUUUGUGGGUGCAUUUUUUUUCGUGUCCGGACUACAGCCGACAUGGCGGAAGGAUUCAGGAGGCCCGACCCGCUUGUUUUCGAUGAUCCACUUUCCAGCAGUCUGAAGAAGAGGACAACUUUGAUGUCAUGACGGUGAGCUGCAUCUCUUCUUCACGUCUGGAGGAACUUAAAGGACACACAGCCGAGGAUGAGACAUUGCAAGCGCUCAGCUCGUUCAUCAAACAUGGUUGGCCACAACGACUCCACAACCUUCCCACGGCGGUUCAUCCAUAUUUUCCUUUUAGGGAUGAGCUGACUGUGGAUGAUGGCAUCAUUCUUAAAGGUUUUAAAGCCGUGAUCCCAAAAUCACUGCAAGGAGACUACAUCACCAUCAUGCACAGAGGACAUCCCGGCGUAGAAGCUACCAAGCGGAGAGCACGGGGGAUCGUCUUCUGGCCAUUCAUGUCAAGAGAUAUUGAACAAACAGUUACUUCUUGCUCGGUGUGUAACAGCACUAAACCUCAUCAACAAAAAGAGCCCCUUCAUCUGCAUGAUGUUCCAGAUCUUCCUUGGUCAACUGUGGCUACAGAUAUCUUUGAGUGGCAUUGUCAGCACUAUUUAGUAGUAGUCGACUCAUACUCAGGCUGGUUUGAGAUUGACCUGCUGAAGGAUUUGACAUCAGCGACAGUCAUCAAAAAGCUGAAAAGACACUUCUCAGUUCAUGGUGCUCCACACACUCUGAUCUCAGACAAUGGAAGGCAGUUUACAAGCCAGUGUUUCAAAGACUUCGCUUCACAGUGGGACUUUCGACAUGUCACCAGCAGUCCAGAGUAUCCUCAAUCCAAUGGGCUUGCUGAGAGAGCAGUGCGCAGUGCUAAACAGCUGAUGGAGAAAUCUCACAGAGAUGGCACUGAUGUAUUUCUCAACCUGCUGAAUCUCAGGAAUGUUCCACGUGAUGUGAACCUGGGUUCCCCUGCAGAACGACUUCUAUCCAGACAGACUCGAACUACGCUCCCAAUCACAACCAAACUGCUCGAACCACGACACCAUGGAUCUGAGAAAGUGAAAGCCCAGCUACUCAACAAGAGACUAACUCAGAAGGUCUGUUAUGACAGGUCCAGCCGACCACUUCCACCUCUUGAAGAAGGACAAGUAGUGAGGUUACAGACCGCACAGGGUUAUGACCGCACAGGUGUGGUGAAGGAACUUUGUAAAGAACCUAGAUCCUACCUGGUACAGUCGGAUGGGAACAUUUACAGGAGAAAUUGCAGACACAUGUUGCCUGUGUCUGAGCCUGCUACUGUUCAGAAAGACACUGAUCAUCAUCAUUAUGAUGGACUGCAGGGUGUGGGUGAAAACAAUGAUGUAGAACAGUUUAAAGACAGCACUCAUGUUGAGAGCUCUUCUGAUGUUUUGCAUUCUCCAAGACCUUCCAGGAGUGAUGGUGUUUACAGGACACGCUUUGGUCGUGUAUGCAAACCAAAUCCAAGAUAUAGGGAUUAAUUGGGUACUAGUUAAAACACAGAACUUGUUCAGGUUUGAUAUUUGAUCCAACAGUAACUGAUGUCCACGUUUCAAGUUAAAAUUCUGUUUGAGGUAAUUUUCAGUAGUGAUCAUAUUUAACUUUAUACAGCAAAAUGAUAUUUUGUCAUGUUUAUUUCUUCCAUCCGGUUGUAAAUUUAAAUGUUCCUAAGGAUCAGCGUAUGUCACCUUUUAAUGCUGUGAUUAUUGUUGUUUAGCAUGCAUUAAACUUUAUAUCCGGUUAGGGGUGUACUAAAGAAGGAGGAUGUAGACAACCUGCUGUUAGUCUGGUAUUUUGUCCUAAUCCGCUUGCCGUACCUCUGUGUAGGUCUGUGUGUGUUUGGAGUGGUAUACGCCCCAUUCCGUUAUUUGAGUCCAAGCAUGUAAGUUGUCUGCUGCUCUGCUGGUUAAUAAAACCACGUUAACUGAA